This is a messenger RNA of Dothidotthia symphoricarpi CBS 119687, 1032 nucleotides long. RefSeq names its product ARM repeat-containing protein. Gene Ontology annotation, molecular function: ribosome binding; translation initiation factor activity. The coding region runs from base 6 to 743 and encodes 245 amino acids. Gene Ontology annotation, cellular component: eukaryotic translation initiation factor 3 complex; cytoplasm. Gene Ontology annotation, biological process: regulation of translational initiation. The record is from RefSeq and is a predicted model, not a curated record. Lineage: Eukaryota; Fungi; Ascomycota; Dothideomycetes; Pleosporales; Dothidotthiaceae. The transcript is spliced from 3 exons.
ACACCAUGGGCGCCCCCUUCGACUAUGCCCCGGAGCGGCCGGAGCACAUCCAGAACAUCCUCGAUGGCCUCGACCGCUACAACCCCGAGACGACGGGCGUCUUCCAGGACUAUGUCAUGCAGCAGUGCGAGAGCCAGACGUACGACUGCUACGCCAACCUGGCCCUGCUGAAGCUCUACCAGUUCAACCCGCACCUCGCCCGCGACGAGACCAUCACCAACGUCCUCGUCAAGGCCCUCACCUUCUUCCCUGGCCCAGACUUCUCCCUCGGCCUCUCUCUGCUCCCCAGCCACGUCCUAGCCCCCCUCUCCUCUGCAGCACACAACCCAGCCGCCGGCGACGCCCCAUUAGCGGAAGCUGUGCAGAAGCUCAAUGAGCUGCGCAACCUGCUCGAGGGCGCCGACUACUCUGCCUUCUGGGAAACCCUCAACUCGGACGACCUCUACGCCGACUUGAUUGCCGAUGUAGCUGGCUUCGAGGAGCUGAUGCGCGUGCGCAUUGCCGCCACCGCCAGCCAGGCCGUGCGCGAGGUCGACGAGAACAUUCUGCAGUCCUGGUUGAACCUCUCGGGCAGCGAGUUUGAGCACUUCGUUGGGAGCGUGUGUGGCUGGAACGUCGAGGACGGCAAGAUCAAGAUUCCUCUCAACAAGGACAACGAGGCCAAGGGUACGGUUGUGAGGGAGAACGUCAACUUUGACCAAUUCUCGAGGGUUAUCAAGAGGGCGUAUGAGCAGCCCGCAUGAGCGACAUGAUAGACAUGAUAAGACGACUUGACGGUCGGCACAGCCCGUAUGAGGCGAAGCAAAAAGGUGGCAUCCGGCGUUUGACGGGGAUAUAGCAUCGGCAUGCAAAUGAGACAUGCCCAGCAUCUUCGACAGCAAUCAAACAUGGACGAGCGUAGAGGCUCACGAUAUACCCAGCAGUACAUUGCGAUGACUGUGCUCAGGUGCCAUUGGAGGAUCGAUGUAGGGAGGAAGACCUUGUUCCAUACUCUCCCAGGCUUAAGUAGUCACGAAUAACAGCCGACUCGAG